Ilex paraguariensis (yerba mate) is the source of this 1482-nucleotide messenger RNA. Lineage: Eukaryota; Viridiplantae; Streptophyta; Magnoliopsida; Aquifoliales; Aquifoliaceae. The record is from the annotation of a GenBank genome assembly.
AUGGCGAUUGCUGAUCGCGAUACACACGGUUCUCUGUUCAAUAUCACCUUCAAGGCUAAUCACCAUCUUGACAGGAAAUAUGUAGUUUUUGGGAAACUCGUUCGAGGACAUGAAGUUUUGAAAAAGAUUGAAAAUGCUGGCAAUGAAGAAGGGAGACUGGAUGUAACUGUGAAGAUAAUUUAUUGUGGUGAAAUUCAUGAGGCCGAGAAUCCGAGUGCUGCUUUGUUGCAGAGUGACAAAAGGAAAGUGAAUAAACUGAAAAUGGGGACGGAUGCUUCUUCUGAGGCAAACAGCCAUGAAGCACGAAACAGGGAAAAGCACAGGAAGUCCUUAAAAGAGAGAAGGAAGAAGAGAAGAUAUUACACAUCUGAAUCAGAUACUUCCUCGGAUACUGAGACUGAAUUAUCUGAAUCUGAUACUGAUUCUGACUCGUAUAUCUCUUCAUCAACUGACAUUAGCUCUUCAAGUGAUGACAGGCGUGGCAAGAAAAAGAAAUCUUCUAAGAGGGAUAAAUAUAGACGUGGAAAAAAGAGGGAUAGACGCCGGGAAAAAAAGCGGAGGAGGUACAAUAAGAGAUCAAAACGCAGAUCAAAAAGGGCCUUGGAUGGUCUUUCUGAGAGUGGGAGUGAAAGUAGCUCUGAAGAUGAUGUUGGAAGGCUAGGUCCAAAGCAUAAAACCUCAGCUAAUAAGACAGCUGUUGGAGAUCAGUCUCUUCUAGUUCAGGAGAAGGAAGCUGCUUCCAGUCAUUAUAAAAAUCGGGAGGCGAGUGUUAUGCUCGAAAGGGAAGAGGGAGAAUUCUCCAAGGAAAAUGGAGAGCACCAGAGCAACAGGAUUGAAGUGGGAAACGGUUCGGACAAGAGUGCAGAUAGACAACCUGAUGUAGUAGAUGAUCACCCUGGGAAAUCUAGGAGCCGAAGCAUAAGUCCUAAAAGGACCAUGAGUAAGAGUAUGAGUAUUAGUCCCAAGAAGAAUUUGAGCAAGAAUCAGAGUGUGAGCUCCAAAAGGAGUGUUAGCAUGAGUCCAAGUAUUAGUGGAAGCCCCCCUCCACGAGUCUCUCAGAGAAGCAGAAGUAUCAGCCUGAGUUCAGUUAGGAGUGGAAGCAGCAGGAGCCCGGCUAGAAGUGCCAGCGGAAGUCCUGUAAGGGGCAAGAAGGGAAGAAGCAUAAGCCCAAGCCCAGGCCCAGUGAGAGGCCGAUCUCGAAGAAGCUUUGGCAGAAGUCCCACAUCAUCUCCUCAGAGGAGCCUUAGCCGGAGCCCACCAAGAACCUCAUCGAGGAAAUCUUCCCGGAAAUCAGUGAGCAGAAGUCCUGUUAGAUCAUCUCGAAGAAGCAUAAGCAGAAGCCCUAUCAGAUCAUCUCGAAGAAGCAUAAGCAGAAGCUCUGGUAGGGCCCCUUCUAGGAGAAAGGCCAGCCGAAGUCCAGUUAGAGCACCGAUGAGGAAUAAUCGUCGCAGNUCGAAGAAGCAUAAGCAGAAGCUCUGGUAG